This is a messenger RNA of Rhinolophus ferrumequinum (greater horseshoe bat), 729 nucleotides long. RefSeq names its product GLIPR1-like protein 1. The record is from RefSeq and is a predicted model, not a curated record. Bases 1 to 729 code for a protein of 242 amino acids. NCBI's taxonomy places the organism in Eukaryota, Metazoa, Chordata, Mammalia, Chiroptera, Rhinolophidae. Gene Ontology annotation, cellular component: extracellular region. The transcript is spliced from 6 exons.
AUGGCUCUCGGGAAGAAACUAAGUUGCUUAUGGACCUUAGGUCUCUGUCUGGUAGCCAGUAAGCCUUUUUCCCUCCCCUCCAUCACAGACCAGAGUUUCAUAGACCAGUGUGUCAAGGCUCACAACGAAAUGCGUGGCAAAGUCCAACCCACCGCGGCCAACAUGAAACACAUGACUUGGGAUGAAGGUUUAGCAAAGACUGCUAAAGCAUGGGCAAACAAGUGCAUAUUUAAACACAACACCUGUUCAGGAACACCACGUAAAUGCCAUCCAACUUUUGACUAUGUUGGAGAAAAUCUCUGGCUGGGAGGAUUAAGCAUAUUCACACCAAACUCAGCUGUUGCUGCUUGGUAUAAUGAAACUAAAUAUUAUGAUUAUAAUAGACAACGUUGUUCCAAAAUUUGUGGCCAUUAUACACAGGUAGUUUGGGCCAAUUCAUAUAAAGUUGGUUGUGCAGUCACACUUUGUUCUAAUUUGGGGAGAGGUCAAACUUCAAUAUUUGUAUGUAACUACGGACCUGCAGGAAAUUAUGCAAAAACACUCCCUUAUGCUAAAGGAGUAUCCUGCACUAUGUGCGGAAAAGAAGACACUUGCAAAAACAAGCUCUGCGAAAAUAAAGAACGUGAUAAACUUCAAAACUAUCCAAAUUGGAUCCCACAGGGGAAAGCACCUCAGCAGAGAGCAUGUCAUCUACUGUACCUAAUUUAUGUUCUGCUGAGAAUGCUUUAA